Messenger RNA from Panonychus citri (citrus red mite), 1521 nucleotides. RefSeq names its product EEF1A lysine methyltransferase 2-like. The transcript is spliced from 2 exons. Bases 737 to 1441 code for a protein of 234 amino acids. Gene Ontology annotation, biological process: peptidyl-lysine monomethylation; peptidyl-lysine dimethylation. The record is from RefSeq and is a predicted model, not a curated record. Gene Ontology annotation, cellular component: cytoplasm. Gene Ontology annotation, molecular function: protein-lysine N-methyltransferase activity. Lineage: Eukaryota; Metazoa; Arthropoda; Arachnida; Trombidiformes; Tetranychidae.
UAAUGGUUAUUAUGUAAAUUUCCACAUCGUAACGUUACCUUUAAUUGUUAUCACAACAAUUAACCAAUAUAAAUUGCUAUUUCUCCUCUAAUUAUAACUAUUUUCUUGGUCAAUUCAUUUUUACCGCCAAUCGAUAAAUUUUGUUUUCUGAUAAACAAAGUGACUCAUCAAUCAUAUGGGAAGAAAAUGUUUCUCUUUAUUUAUCUCAUCGAUUGAUUAACAAUUUAAUUUCUCUUAAUUGUUUAUUUAAAUCAUAUUCUUUUUUUCCCACUCAUUUGAUUAUCAUCAUCAUCUUCUUUUAAUUGUGAUUGAUCUUCGUUCAUCUUUAAAAAACGAACGUUUCAUUUUCUCUUUUGGAACCGAACAAAUUAUUCUAUUUUUUUUUCUUUUUCUUUCUAUUUUUACAUAAUUAUUGUCAUUUUCUCAUCUUUUUACUAAUAAUUAUCGUCAUCAUCCUCAUCUUUGAAUAUUUAACAUUCUCUCUGAUUGAUGAACUUCAUGUCUCUCUGAAUUGAAUCAUUUCUUUGGUUCCAUCCUUUCAGAAGAUAAAUUUACUUUCCCUUUGGUGUAACUAUUAAUUUCUCAUCAACCAUUACAAGGUGAUUAUUAUUUGAUGACAAGUAGAUUAAUGAGAUAAUCUUUGAUUCGUUUUUUUUUUUGUUUGGUCUUGAUUUGAUUCCACGUAAUUGUUAUUAUAUUUUUGUCUCUGGAAAAGAAAACAAUUUAAAAUCAAUCAAUGGAAGAGUCAACAAUUAACUCAUCAAUACUUGGAACCAAAGAGUAUUGGGAAAAUUUGUAUCAACAAGAGAUUAACAAUUAUCUUGAUCAUUCUGAUCCUGGUGAAAUUUGGUUCGGUAAAGGAUUAACAAUGAAAAUGGUUAAAUGGAUUAAAAGUAAAUCAUCACAAUUAUUACCCGAUGAUGGUGAUCAAAUUAAGAUAUUAGAUCUUGGCUGUGGUAAUGGACACUUAUUGUAUUCACUUUACCAACAGGGUUACACUGAUUUAACUGGAUUAGAUUAUGCUGAUAAGUCAAUCAAAUUGGUUAAUCAAAUGGCAUCAGAUCUUGGAAUUGUCAACAAUUUAAAGACUUAUGUAGCCGAUGUGCUUACCUUGUAUAAAAGUAAUUUAAUUCCUGAGAGAAUUAAAUUUAAUCUCAUCAUUGACAAAGGUACUUUCGAUGCUAUUUGUCUUAAUCCGGAUUUAGAUUUAAAUCAAGUAAAAAGUGAUUACCUUGCGACAUUAGAGGCUAUUCUGUUUAAGGGAAGAUCGUUUUUUAUGAUUGCCUCAUGUAAUUGGACUAAAGAUGAGCUGAUUAACAUGUUCACUAAAUCAUCUCAAUCAUUUUUAUCACUUUAUGAUGAAAUUGAGACACCACAAUUUAGUUUUGGAGGUUCAAAGGGUAAUAACGUUACUUGUUUGAUCUUCCAACGAUUAAGUUGAUCUGUUUAUCUGAGAAAAUCAAAUUUCAAUUAAAUUGUAAUAGUAAAAGUUGAGAGAUUAACAUUUUUUUUGUCCAAUAA